Messenger RNA from Emiliania huxleyi CCMP1516, 1255 nucleotides. RefSeq names its product N-acetyltransferase 9. Gene Ontology annotation, biological process: protein acetylation. NCBI's taxonomy places the organism in Eukaryota, Haptophyta, Isochrysidales, Noelaerhabdaceae. Bases 26 to 1192 code for a protein of 388 amino acids. The record is from RefSeq and is a predicted model, not a curated record. Gene Ontology annotation, molecular function: N-acetyltransferase activity. The transcript is spliced from 3 exons.
GGCACGUUGACGCUGCCGCACAACCAUGCGCGACAACCUCACCACGAUUCUCCGCGGCCGUCGCGUGCGCCUCGUGCCCUAUCUCCCUCUGCACGUGCCUCGCUACCACAGGUGGAUGCAGGACGAGGAGCUGCAGCGUCUCACCUGUUCAGAGCCGCUGACGCUCGCAGAGGAGUACGCUAAUCAGCUCUCGUGGCGCGAAGAUGCGUCAAAGGCGACCUUCAUUGUGUGCGCGCUCGACGGCCACAGCGCCAACACGGACGAGCCAACGGCCGUGGACGAUCUCACGGCGGGCAUGUGCGGCGAUGUGCCUCGUGUGGCGUACCUCGUCGCAAAGAUCACCGACGACAACGACGCGUCGCGCCGCCUCUUCGAGGGCCUGGGCUUCGCCGUGCACAAGCACCUCGCGGUCUUUGAGCAGACCGAGCUGCGAUUGCCGGCUAGCGGCGCGCGGGCGCUGUGCGAGCGGCAUUGGGCGGCCGAGGCCGAGAGGGCCCCGGCGAGGGGGCCUGGCGAGCAGCAUCGGCGGCAGCCCGAGGUCGGCGGCCGUGCCGACGCGCUGCUGACUCGGCUCUGCGACACCGAGGCCGACAGCAGCGCGCGCCGCGACGCCGCCAGCCUGCUCGCCGCCCUCCCUGUCGCGAGCAUCAGCUCGGAGCAGCUCUCUCUGCUCGCGCGGCAGCUGGCCAGCCCGCACAACUGCGACGUGGGCGGCGGCGCAAUCAGCGUGCGCAGAGCGGCGCUCCUCGCGCUGACGCAGUUGUGCGGCCAGCCCGACGGGCUGGCGGCUGUCGCGGCCACUUGCUUGCCCGUGGUGCGCGAGCUGCUGAGCGACGCCGACGCCGACGCACGCGAGAUGGCCGUGCGGGCCAUGUCGGCGCUGGGCGAGCUUGCCGACUGCGCCGCGCUCGUCGGCCGGCUCGAGGACGAGGAGGGCGACGUCCGCUCCGCCGCCGCCGACGCGCUCGUGGUGUUGCGUGCUGCUCUCUGCGCCGCCGAUGUGGGCGCGGUUGCGGUUCUCUGCGUGUCUCACGGGCAGGAGGAGGAUGCGAGCGUGCGUGGGGCCGCCGCGAGCGCACUGGCGCGCCUCGACGCCCAGGAGCACGCCGACGCGGUAGCUGACUUGCUGGGAGACGCCGAUCACAGCGUGCGGAGCGCCGCCACGGCGGCGAUGAAGCGAUGGGGCAUGUGAGGGGGCGCUACGUGGGUCUGUAAACGAGCUCUUUCUCAAAAGCUCCAAACAAUUGUCAAUUCU